UUGUCCCCCUUCGCUUCCCGUACCGAGAAAGGGGCGGAGAGCAAGAGGUCACGAAAGCGUUGCAUGCUGGGAAAACACGUGUAGCAGAAGACCAGAGAGGUACCAGUGACCCGUGGAACGUUGCCGCCAUGUCGUCCAAAAAGAAUCAGGGCGGAGAUGAGCGCUUCCACCGGGUGCAGAAGGACCCCCGAUUCUGGGAAAUGCCCGAGAGAGAACGCAAGAUCAAGAUCGACAAGCGCUUCCACUCCAUGUUCCACGACAGUCGCUUCAAGGUGAAGUACACGGUGGACAAACGAGGCCGACCCAUCAACCAAACCUCCACCGAGGACCUGAAGCGCUUCUACAACAUCUCUGACUCGGGGGACGAGGAGGAGGAGGAGGAGGAGGAGGGCGGGAGGAGCAAGAAGGAGGGCAAGCAGAAGAAAAAAGGGAAGGAGAAGCUGGUGAAGAACGGCCGAGCGGUGCAGAGGAGCGAUGGCGGAGAGCCGCCUGGACGAGGAGUCGUGGUUACUGGAGAAGGAGAGGAAGAUGAUGAUGAUGAUGAUGAUGAGAAGCAAACUGGAGCAGCACAUCCUGCAGAGGAUGAUGACGUUGUCCGAAUAGACAGUGGAGAUGAUGAUGAAGAAGAAGACGGGGACGACGAGGAUGAUGAUGAUGAAGAAGACGGGGAUGAUGAGGAGGAGGAGGCCGUUGUGGCGAGCGGCUCAGAUUCGGAGGAGGAGUCCGGUCUGGAUUCGGAGGAGGAGAGUGACAGCGAGCCGGAUCUGGCCCGAGGAAAAGGAAACGUGGAGACCAGCUCGGACGAGGACGAGGACGAGGUGGAGGCCAUCCUGAGGAAAGAGGAAGAGGAGAUCGAGCACGACUGGGGCGAGCUGGCCAAAGACGCUCCACGAAGCGACGAGGUUUCUGCCCGACUCGCCGUCUGCAACGUGGAGUGGGACCGGAUAAAAGCCAAAGACCUGCUGGCGCUGGUCAACUCCUUCGUUCCCGAAGAAAGAGCCGUGCUCUCCGUGAAGGUCUACCCGUCGGCGUUUGGGAAGGAGAGGCUGAAGGCGGAGGAGACUCAGGGGCCGAUGGAGCUGAAACCGCUUCCUGAGGACUCUGAGGACGACACCGAGGAGGAGAGAGGUCACAGGGAGAAGGUGCGUAACUACCAGUUCAAGCGUCUCAAGUACUUCUACGCCGUGGUGGAGUGCGACUCCGCCGACACCGCCGCCAAGAUCUACGAGGAGUGUGACGGCUUCGAGUACGAGAGCAGCUGCUCCGUGCUGGACCUCCGGUUCAUUCCCGCGGGGGAGACGUUUGAGGACGAGCCCAGGGACGUGGCGACGGACGUGAACCUGUCGGCCUACACGCCCAAGCUGUUCACCGCCGCCGCCACCGCCACCUCAAAGGUGCAGCUGACGUGGGACGAGACGGACAACGAUCGGGUGACCGCCCUCAACAGGAAGUUCGACAAGGACGAGCUGCUGGCGAUGGACUUCAAGGCCUACCUGGCCUCCUCCAGCGAAGAGGAGGAGGAGGGAGCAGGGUUCGAGUUUGGAGAUCCGCAGAGCGAAGACGGCGACGCAUCAGCCGAGGGUGAGACGAAGGAACCUAUCGAAUCGUCCGAUGAGACGAAGCGGCGCCGAACUGAACUCUCUGUUGGUCCAUUUGUAGCCGCGCGGCCGGAGGAGCAGCAGCAGCAGCAGGAGGAGAAGAAGAAGAAGAAGAAGAGCAGUAGAGGCGAGGAGCAGAUCUCCAAGUACAGAGAGCUGCUGAAAAGCAUCCAGGAGAAAGAGAAGAAGCUGCACGAGGACAAAGACAUGGGCAUGGAGGUCACCUGGGUGCCCGGGCUGAAGGAGACGACGGAGCAGCUGGUGAAGAAGAAGCUGGAGGGGAAGGACCAGGUGACGCCAUGGGAGGGCUACUUGCAGAAGAAGAAAGACAAGAAGAAGCAGAAGAAAUCGGAGAGGAAAGAGGGAGAGGACGAGGAAGAGCUCAGCGACGAAGACCUUCCCUCAGACGUGGAUCUCAGUGACCCCUUCUUCGCCGAGGAGCUCUCUGCCGCAGACAUGAAGAAGAUAAAGGAGGCGAGGAGGAAGAAGAAGAAGAAGAAUCAGGAGGAAGAGGAGCCGACCGCUGAGGACAAAGAGGAGCGGGAGAAACAAAAGGCGGAGAUGGCUCUGCUGAUGGAGGACGAAGGAGACGACGCCAAACACAAACACUUCAACUACGACGCGAUCGUGGAGCAGCAGAACCUGAGCAAGACCAAGAGGAAGAAGCUGCUGAAGAAGAGCAAGAAGCCGCUGGAGGACGACGACUUCCAGGUGGACGUCCAAGACCCCCGCUUCCAGGCCAUGUUCACCUCCCACCUGUUCAACCUGGACCCGUCCCACCCCAGCUACAAGAAGACCAAAGCCACGCAGAGCAUCCAGGCCGAGAAGCACCGCCGGCGAGGGCAGAAGGAGGAGGAGGAGGAGGAGGAGCGGCGGCGGCGGCGGAGGGAGAGGGCGGACGAGGCGGCCCGCGAGACGCGGGGAAAUGUCCCCGAGGCGCCGGCGGACGAGGACACCCCGAAGACGUCGAUGGACCCCGGCUUGUCUCUGCUCAUCAAGUCCAUCAAGAGCAAAACGGAGCAGUUCCAGGCCCGGAAGAAGCCGCGGCUCGCGUAGGAGCGAGCGCACAGAGACACAGAACCGCGUUUAGUAGAAGCUGAAUCACGCGUUGUGAAAUGUUUAAUUUUGUACAAAUAGAAAAUCAGUUCUAAA
Gasterosteus aculeatus aculeatus (three-spined stickleback) is the source of this 2750-nucleotide messenger RNA. NCBI's taxonomy places the organism in Eukaryota, Metazoa, Chordata, Actinopteri, Perciformes, Gasterosteidae. The record is from RefSeq and is a predicted model, not a curated record.